Molecule: messenger RNA, 1508 nt
Organism: Arabidopsis lyrata subsp. lyrata
Lineage: Eukaryota; Viridiplantae; Streptophyta; Magnoliopsida; Brassicales; Brassicaceae
Exons: 5
Coding region: 441-1301 (286 amino acids)
Source: RefSeq, a predicted model, not a curated record
UCCAGAUAAUCAAUUCCAUUAUUUUUAACUGUCACUAUACAAAUUAAAAACAUGAAAAAGAAACUAGAACUAAUUGAUCAUAACCUUUCGAGAAAAAAAUGGAACAUGCCAAGUGAAUUUGUUUCCUAUAUAUGGAUUACAACCAAAAAACAAAAGACAAAAAAAAAGUUAAAACUUUAUUGUGAGAUGUUUUUAAUAUAUGUCAGUCAUCCAAUUAAGAUUCAACAUAUACUAUCUUACAAACUUUCGAGAUAACUUAUUUGAAAAUACCCAAUAUAAUGAAACAAAAUUAAAGAUGAGAGAAGUACUAAAAAAAAAGUCAAUAUUUUAAAGAAAUAAAAAAAUUCAACCAUCCCUUUAGAAUUUAAAGGUACAUUUCUUCCCUCUCUCCAUCAUCCUUAGCUUUACCUUGGCUCUUUCAUAACAAACAUUCAUUUCAAAUGGUUUUGCGUGGCGAAGAGCUUGAGUUUAACCUAAGAGAAUGGGCACGAAAAGGCCAUUUAACUCGCGAAGAUCAAAGUUCUAGAAGGUUCUCUGCCUCUUGUAUCCGAAGCUUCCGAGAGGACCACAAGUCGACGUCCUGUACAACAAACUUCACCAUCUCUAGUACUGCCUCUUCUCCCGGUUACUCGCUCAAAGAUGAGAUUGACCCAUCAAAUUAUUCCUUCACUAGUGCACUCAAGGCAUUGCAAGAAAAAACAGUGUACAAGAAGAAUUGGGAUUGGUUGAAACCAGAAGGAGUUGAGCUAAACUCGAAAUGGAACGAAGCAGAGAAGUAUAUUUGCAAUCCUUUGUCUGGUGAAGUUCCUUUGGAGUGUUUGUCUUCUAAAACCCUAAAUUCAAGAUCUUUUAGAAACUUAUCCACCAAGCAUGCUCCACUCAUGAUUUUACCUUCUAAUCCUAAUCCCAACAUUCCAAGAAUCAUCCACGAGGAUCCUAAAACUCCCGAUCCUGUUCUUAUUCAAGCAGAAAAAAAAGUUGUGGGGUCAAAACGAGAUGUCGUUAGUGCACCGGAAAAUGUUAGUGCAGUGAAGACGACGCCGAUCAUGGAGAGAUCGACGAAAAGACAGGUGGAAGCUGAUGAUUCGCAUGUUGAGUAUGCACUAAAGUUGAAAGCUCAACAAGAGGAUGUGAAGUUAGAAGAAAAGGAGCAAAAUAUGAUGACAAAAGAAAUUCGAGAAGAAAAGAAAAGAGGAAGUGGGUGUUUCUCAAUGUCAUGGAAAAAGAAAAUGCAAAAACAACCAAGAACAUCCAAAUGCAUAUUUCUCAUUUGUCUUCCUCAUCUUUUCAAAGCUUCUUGAGAUUCAAACCAAUAAUUUUGAGAUUUUGGUUACCCAAUAAUGGAGCAAUGUUUGCAAGAUCAUACUUCUUUCUUUUGCUUGUAUUUAUAUAAUAUGGAUGUCCUGAUCAUAUAAUUUUUAUUGGCACAUGAUACAAUUUUUUUUUUUUUUUUUGAUUUAAAAGAUUGUGAAACACAAACUUUUGUUCAAGGUUUUCAAGAAACUAAG